Porites lobata is the source of this 339-nucleotide messenger RNA. The record is from the annotation of a GenBank genome assembly. Lineage: Eukaryota; Metazoa; Cnidaria; Anthozoa; Scleractinia; Poritidae.
AUGAUCGCCGUGAAAACGAAAUCCCGAUUAAGGGCGCAAAAAUCGAACAUUGUAUUAGCUUUGCUUGCAUUGACUGACUUUUUUGUUGGAAUACUUGCUCAGCCCAUCUUCACUGCAGGGACGAUUUCUAUCUUGCUUCAGGAAAGCGAUUGCCAGUCAGGUGUCAUUCAAAUUGGUUUCAUAGUUCUCGCAAACUGGUUGUUCACUAGCUCAGUACUUCACCUGGCGUUAGCGAGUGGCGAGCGCUAUUUAGCCAUUAAAUACCCAUACCAACACAUUACCAUCGUCACCGAGUCUCGUUUGCUGGUUGCGUCUCUUCUAACGUGGCUUUGGCUGUGA